AUGGCCCCGGCCCGCUUAAAGGCGGCGGCGGCCGCGCCGCGGGCAGAGCUAGGAGUCCGUCGUGGCCGCCGCCGGCCCGGAGCCGGCGCGAAGAUGCCCCGGGGCUUCCUGGUGAAGCGCAGCCGGCGGCCCACUCCCGUGUCGUACCGGGCGCGUGCUGCCGCCUGCCCCGCCGCUCCGCCGCCCCUGCCGCGGGACUCGCCGCCGCCGGUGCCGUUCGGGACGCCCGAUGCAGCCGUGCAGGCGCUGUACAGCCCCACGAGGCCCGUCAGCAGGGACAAGUACCUGGAGCGCGGCUUCAGCCUGGGCUCGCCCGUCUCGGCCGAGUCCUUCCCCGCGCCGGCCGUGCCCGGCACCAUGGACCCGAUCCUCUUCGCCCCGGCUGACCUCAAGCUCUGGGCAGCUGCUGGCCACGCCGAGCCGCCCGCCGCCCACCCCGGCCCCGGUGGAGUCCCCGCGCCGCCCGCCCCGGCCGCGCCGCCUGCCUCGGGCCGCCCGCUGCCCGCCAAGCGCCCGCCGGGUGCCUCCGAGCCUGGGCGGCAGAAGGCCCCGUCGGGCAAGAAGACGAAGGCGAUCCGCAAGCUGACCUUCGAGGACGAAGUGACCACCUCGCCCGUGCUGGGGCUGCGCAUCAAGGAGGGCCCGGUGGAGGUGCCGGCCAAGGCACGGGGCGGCUGCGCCCGUCCGCUGGGCGAGUUCAUCUGCCAGCUCUGCAAGGAGGAGUACGGGGACCCCUUCGCGCUGGCGCAGCACCGCUGCUCCCGCAUCGUCCGGGUGGAGUACCGCUGCCCCGAGUGCGACAAGGUCUUCUCCUGCCCCGCCAACCUCGCCUCCCACCGCCGCUGGCACAAACCGCGUCCGCCCGCCACCAAGAGCGGCCCCGAGGCGGGCCGGGCACCGGCCGCGGGCCCGGGCCCGGCCCCGGCGGAGGAGACACCGAAGGAGGCGAGCGGUGGCAGUGGCAGCGAGCGGGACACGCCGAGCCCUGGCGGAGCCUCGGAGGCGGGCUCCGAGGAGGGGCUCUUCGAGUGUCCCCGCUGCGCCAAGCGGUUCCGCCGGCAAGCCUACCUGCGCAAGCACCUGUUGGGGCACGCUACACCGGCAUCCACGCCAGCCCCGGUACCCGCACCGGCCCCGGAGCCCAGCGCCGAGGAGCUGCCUGCCGCCGAGUGCCGCCUCUGCCCCGUCUGCGGGGAGACCUUCCCCAGCAAGAGCAGCCAGGAGCGGCACCUGCGCCUCCUGCACGCCGCCCAGGUCUUCCCCUGCAAGUACUGCCCGGCCACCUUCUACAGCUCUCCCGGCCUCACCCGGCACAUCAACAAGUGCCACCCCUCGGAGAACCGGCAGGUCAUCCUGCUCCAGGUGCCGCUGCGCCCUGCCUGCUGA
Molecule: messenger RNA, 1386 nt
Organism: Onychostruthus taczanowskii (white-rumped snowfinch)
Lineage: Eukaryota; Metazoa; Chordata; Aves; Passeriformes; Passeridae
Gene: INSM1
Product: INSM transcriptional repressor 1
Biological process (GO): neuron differentiation; regulation of cell cycle process; negative regulation of transcription by RNA polymerase II
Cellular component (GO): nucleus; transcription repressor complex
Molecular function (GO): DNA-binding transcription repressor activity, RNA polymerase II-specific; RNA polymerase II cis-regulatory region sequence-specific DNA binding
Source: RefSeq, a predicted model, not a curated record